GAAAGCACUCCUGCCAUCCCAUUGAUGAUGUCGAGCAUGGGGACGACCUUUGCUCCGAUCACCACUGUAGGAUCGAUUGGCAUGAUCCCAAUCAUGUCAACCCCAACUCCUACGCCAACGACAACAAUGUUCCCAGGCUCGAUAACAACACCUGGUGGAGCAUUCACACCAUACCCGUCAGCUUGGGCUCAAUUUGCUGCUGACCCGGCAAAUGCUCAGGCUCUACAGGGCUAUCAACAGGUGAUGGCCAUGAUGCAACAGGCAGGUGGCUUCAUGCCAUUUGCCUAUCCCGGCAUGACGCCACCAAUCAUGCCACCUCCGGUGUCGACCCCGUCGACAUUUGUCCCUAGGAUGGUCCCUAUACAUCCGGUGAAUUUGACGGGGACCAUGAAUGAAGCAGCACCCUCAAAUGUCCAUGAGGUCGAUGAGGUGGAGCAAGAGGCGGCCCGCAGGAGGAAGGGUAAGGCUAUAGCCAAACCCAGCAAGACCCGAGAUUCGGCUUUCAAACGCCUAGGGGACAAAGAGGAUGGACCCCGCAAGUCUGCCAAGCUACGUCUUGGUCUUGAGAUGGGCCGGACUAGCGCGAUGGAAAGACUUGGCGGGAGUCGUCACGCCCAAUCUCGUCGUUCUAGGGAAUCUGAGACGAUUCGCCAAGACGAGGAGGAAGCAGAAAGCCAGCCCAGGGCGUCGGCAUAUACCAGGCUCUCAUAUGAUGAGGAUGAUCUGGACAAGAUAGGAAGCGUAGCAAGAAAGCUGCGUGCCCGGGAAGAAAAGGUGGACGAGAAGGCGGGAGCAAAGAAGCACACCCUGGCCAAAUCACCCUUUUCGGCUAGGAUGGCCGGGUGCACUGAUGCUGAGGAAUGCCUGCUCUUCUUCUCAUCCUUGAGAGGGAGGCCAGUGGAAUGGUUUAACGGUCUUCCCCAUGGCAGGAUAGGGUCCUUUGAAAAACUUGCUGAGGUUUUCCGCAAGAAGUACCAGGACAACUGCAUCAAGAGGAAGAAGUUUACCUACCUUAACACGGUAGGGCAGAGGGAGAAGGAGACCUUGACGCAAUUCUUAACCCGCUGGAGGGAUGAGGUUGACAAGGUAGAAGAGAUGGACGAUAAGACGGCCAUGUCUUUAUUGAUGAAUGCCUUCCGGUCGGGUGACCUCUACACCGAAUUCUGUAGGAGGCCACCCUCCUCUUAUCAGGAAGCCUACAAUACGGCAUGGGAGUAUGCCGACGCGGAGGUCUUGAAUAAGAGCAAACGGGAAUUAGAGGAAGGAUAUACGAAGGUGAGAUCCGACAAGCCGAAGAAGGACGACCAGAUGGGAGGGUCCAAACUAAAGGCUACGUAUGACGGGUCUGUCCAUCAAAUAAGGGAUGAUAAGAAGGGAGAACAACCCAAGAGGCCUUGGACGGAGAAGUGGUGUACCUACCACCAAUCUGAUUCCCACAAUACGGUGGAUUGUCGAAAUGUCAAGGCUGUGCUCAAGGAGAUGGCCUUGAGAGGAGAGCUUGGGGAAGGUUACGUGACGGGUAAUAAGAAGGACCCGAAAGCAAACACCUGGACCCGUCAUCAGGGAAAAGACCAGGGAAGGAGAAAAUCCGGGAAGGAUAACAACAAUCCGGAUAAAGAAUUUAUACAGAUGAUUGUCGGCGGUCCGGAAGGCGGGGAUACUGCCUCCCAGCGGAAGAAUUGGGCCAGGAGUUUGCACGUGGCGGUGGUUUCCCUGGAGUCACAUGGGAAGCAGGCAAGGAGGGAACCUAUCACUUUCACUGAUAGGGAUCUGCCCAGGACGGGGGGAGAUCAUAAUGACCCUUUGGUUAUUACAAUGGACAUCAAUGGAGCUGAUGUGGCCAGGGUCCUGGUUGACACAGGAAGCAGUGUCAAUGUUCUAUACUUGGAUGCUUUCAAGAAAUUGAAGCUGGACAGUUACCUUGGGGUCGGGUAACA
This is a messenger RNA of Cuscuta campestris, 1937 nucleotides long. NCBI's taxonomy places the organism in Eukaryota, Viridiplantae, Streptophyta, Magnoliopsida, Solanales, Convolvulaceae. The record is from the annotation of a GenBank genome assembly.